AUGUUUAGAUCUCCUUGCAAGAUUCCGGCGAUGAAAACGUUUGAGCAGAAGAGCUACGUGGGCCUUAAACCACCGUCGUAUAACGUGAAGAUCAAUCAUUUCCGAAGCACAAAAGUUGCUUGUCAACUGCAAAGGUUCGACUCCACCAUGACAUGGCCAGUAAAUACUCACGAGGCGCUUCUAGUGCCGAGUAAACUAGCUGCGCCUCCAGUGCCAAGUAAACCAGUCGAGCCUCUGACUGAUCACCAUCUUCAGCUAAGUCGGCGUCCACGUCGUAACCGGAAGUCCCCUACGCAGAGAGCUGCAUUUCAAGAGACUAACAUCUCUCCUGAAAACUUCAUAUACCCACUCUUCAUUCAUCAAGGUGAGGUAGACAUUCCGAUAAGUACGAUGCCCGGACGUUACAUUCUUGGCUGGAGACACGGGCUCAUCGAAGAAUCUCCAACAGGGGAAGAGGCUUUCAACGACAACGGUCUAGUGCAAAGAACAGUUCGUCUCCUCAAAGACAAAUUCCCUGAUCUCGUUAUCCACACUGAUGUCAAUUUUGAUGAGUACUCAACAAGUGGGCAUGGUGGGAUAGUAAGAGAAGAUGGCGUGAUAUUGAAUGAUGAAACAAUUUACCAAUUGCGCAAACAAGCAGUUUCUCAGGCCCGAGCAGGAGCAGAUGUUGUUUGCACCAGUGAGAUGUUGGAUGGUCGUGUAGGCGCGGUUCGUGCAGCUCUAGAUGCUGGGGGAUUUCACCAUGUUUCCAUCAUGUCUUACUCUGUCAAUUAUCAGAUAAACCCAGCAAAUCUAAGAGAAGCAUUGAUCGAAGCACGAGAAGACGAAGCUGAAGGAGCUGAUAUUCUAAUGGUGAAACCAGCACUUCCUUCUCUCGAUAUCAUACGCUUAUUGAAGGACCAGACUCUAUUGCCCAUUGGAGGUUGCCAGGUUUCCGGUGAGUACUCCAUGAUCAAAGCCGCAGGACUUCUCAAGAUGAUCGAUGAGGAAAAAGUAAUGAUGGAGUCACUGAUGUGCAUACGCCGAGCUGGUGCAGAUCUCAUUCUCACUUACUUUGCUCUUCAAGCUUCUACAAUAUUGUGCGGCGAGAAUAGAAAAUUUGUAUUCUAA
This is a messenger RNA of Microthlaspi erraticum, 1110 nucleotides long. The record is from the annotation of a GenBank genome assembly. NCBI's taxonomy places the organism in Eukaryota, Viridiplantae, Streptophyta, Magnoliopsida, Brassicales, Brassicaceae.